CCCGACGAAACCUAACUUGCUCAUCUCCAACGUAUUUCUAUUAGGUUUACUACGAAUGCCAAAAAGCGCAUUAUCAAUCAAUAACAACUGUAAAACAGACAUGCGUUUGUGCACAUAGAUCCAUGAUUGUUAAAGUUGUCAUUUUUAACGAGUAUGAUAGUCCUUCAAUAUGAUGAAAUAAAUGAUGCGUCGGAGCAACUGGGCAAGGGAAGUCCCCCGCGCCCUCAGUCAAAUAUAGCCGCGCGGACGUGUCCUUGAGCGGUUGGUCCACGUCGGCCUCUCCUAUGUAUAAAUACAUGUGCUCGAUCGCAUUUACGCUUCAAGUUUGUCUCGGGACGAUCUUUAGGUCACCAUCACCUGCCAGACGUCAAUCAAAGCCAAGAUGUCGCCGACGCCACACUUCUGAUUCACGUAUUUUAUUGGUGGGAUGCAAACGAGGAUGCGGCGUAGAUGAAAUGCGAUUGGUUGACAAAGUGCCUCUGUGCCCAUUGGUGGAAGGUCACCCAGACGUCCGCGCUCAAAUGAGUGCAUCCUGAAAUCCGAUUGGUCGACGGGCCGAUCGGACUGACGUGACGCAGAUCACAAUUCCCGAAGUCUCCAAAUUCGAGGGGAGGAACCGAGGAUAAUAACGGGAUCAUCGGGAGUGCAAAUUACCGCUGAGCGACGUGGGGUAAAUAUGCAGUGUGGUCCAAUUUGUGUCCUCUGUGCUGUGCCAAGAGGGCGCCUAAAGGUGGCAAUGUCGGACCACGGCAGCAGCACCGGCAGCAGCGGCUCGUCCACCAACAGCUGGACGCUCCUCUCCCCAGAGGAAGCGGCCGUGGACAAUGGGGGAGCGCCGGACGAUGGCACGGAGAGCCUGGGCGACGCCCCCAGCCUUUCGGAAGACGCGGCGGCGGGUGGCGCCGGGGAGGUCAAGCCCAGUGACAUUCCAGUGGAGUGCGUCUUAUCGGAGGAAGGCCACCAGCGGAAUGGAAGACGGAUGAUUAACGAGGCACGCGCCGGUUGCCAGGUGUGUCAAGAGAGCAGCCCGGAGUCCGGCGACGGUCACGCCCUUUGCCGUCCUCUCCGGCUUGACCGGUCGGAUUCGCCGGCCCCCGCCGUUCGCGACCCGCCGGCCGGCUCGCCUUGCGACGAGGAGCACCCGGGCGCGGCCUUGGUCUCCGGCCCGGAUUUCGCAGAGCCCGACGAGACCUUUCGGGAAGCGGACGGCGCGGUCGCCGACGAACCGGAGCCGAGCGUCAUCCCCGUCCAGACGGUCGCCGCCUGGGAGCCUCCUCGGCGCGGGGACGCCGAGGUUGACCGAGAGCGGCCGGAGGCGAUGCCGGGCUCGGGCCUGGCCGAUGACGUCAAAGCGGCAGAGAGCCUCGGUUCCAUGCGAGACGAGGACGAGGAAGAAGAGGACGGCCCACCUGAGUUUGACGUGCAGGAAGAAGGAGGAGAAGGCCCCGCGGGUCACGGCGGCGACGGACCCCGCAGGAGGACGCUGCGGUCCGGCCUGAAGGCGACGCAGGCGGAAGAGGAGCUGGACUGGUGGCCGGCGGAGAGAAAGGAGAAGGGCCGCUGGUGGGCCAGCAGGCGCAUGGCGGGCGCGGCCGCGCUGCUCUUCCUGGGAGUGCUCUUCCUUUGCGGCCACUUUGACCACUUUGACGCCGGCGACGUGAGCCACGCGCAACAAAGCCAGAAAGCCGCCGACGCCGGAGGCUUCUUCCUCACCCGUGAGACGUCUGCAGAGUUCCCAGCGGUCCCGGACACCUUUGACACGGACGGGAGCGGGCACGUGGGCGCCGGGGAGAUGAGGACGCCGGGUGACGGCCCCUCGAGGCGGCAACCGAGCCGCGUCAUUAAGGAGGCCCGAGAAGACGCCGACAAAGUCGAUGGGAAGAAGAGCCGCGAGGGGCCAGGGCAAAAAGGAGACGGCGGCAACCCCCGCGGGCGAGUGCGGGAGCACCCGGAGAAAAUCUGGCGCGAGGAGGAGCGCGAGCGCCGCCACGAGCGGGAAGCCCAGAAGCCGCGGCGCCGGCCGCAGCGCCAGGAGAGGAGGAAGGACGAGCCGCGGGGGCGGGGCCCCGACGACCUGGCCCGCUUCUGGCGGGCGCAGGAACACAAGUUGCGGCGCCCGGGCCGCCCGCCCCCCUGCGCCUCGGUGGAAGACUGCGCCGCCCGGGAGAGCCUUUUCCCCGUCCGGCUGGCCGACUUCCAGGAGCUGCUGGAAGGCUACCUGGACAAGCUGGAGGGCUCGCCCGCCCACAGCAAGGACGUCCUCCGGCGCCUGGUGGCCGACUUCUUCGACGGCGACGACGGCGUCUUCCCGCACCACCGCCGGCCCUUCGCCGAAUUUGCCGAGGACGUGGCGGACAUCCUGGAGGACAUGGCGGAUGCGGCGGAGGGCGCCGACGAGGCCCUGGAGGAGGCCAUGGAGGAGUUUUCGAGGGAAGCCCUGUGGAAGUUUGCCGCCGCGCAACCACACUGAGGCGCAAAUGGGAACCCGGGCGACAAACGUGGCCCCGCUCUGGUGGCCGCGCGCGCUCAUCCUCCGGCCCGAGCUUUGAUUUUUGCCCGUCAAGUAUGAGGAGAGACGUGCCUCCGUGACACAAAAUCAAGACCCAAACGUUUGUUGAGUUUUUUAAUUUCAAGCACAUUCAGCCAAAACGGAAUGACUCCAUCCAGUCAAUGGCAAGGAAUGCAAAUGGCUUGAAUGGCUUUGUUCCAUCGUCCAAAAUGGCAUCCAAAGCGUGUGUGUGUGUGUGUGCGUGCGCAUGUUUGUGUAUAAGUCAUGUUCAUGCAGGGAGGGCUGUUGACUUCUGGCACAUGUCCUGCAGGCAAAUGUCAUUUGGAGCUUUGGGGGGAGGGGGAGGGGCUUGUCCUAGUUUAAUUGUUUUAUUUAUUGCGUGGUGCACUUGAUUUUGAAGUUUGCUGCUGUGCCUUUUUCUGACCGUUUCAUACGGUCCGCUUUGGAUUUCAAAGGAACGUAAUGGCGAGAAGAGCGAUCGCCGGCGUUUAUUUCUCGGCAGUUGUUUGAAGGACAUCGGUAUUUGUUUUUGAGCUUUCUUGACGUGUUUUCUGCUGGUUUUGAAACGACACCCGAUGCCGUCCGCCGUUCGGUUCAAUAAACGAUGGCGCGGCA
Hippocampus zosterae (dwarf seahorse) is the source of this 3124-nucleotide messenger RNA. RefSeq names its product pre-B-cell leukemia homeobox interacting protein 1a (gene pbxip1a). The transcript has 10 exons. The coding region runs from base 677 to 2470 and encodes 597 amino acids. Lineage: Eukaryota; Metazoa; Chordata; Actinopteri; Syngnathiformes; Syngnathidae. The record is from RefSeq and is a predicted model, not a curated record.